AUGAGAUUAUCGUUUGAAAUUGUUCUGGGAUCAUCCACACCAGAUACUCAACUGACAAAACUGCUGCCAAAUACUGGAAUCAAGAGAGGAGUAUCCAAAGAUGGAAAUAGUGAAUCAAAACGAUUACGGAAAGAACAUGCCAGUCAUGAAAAUAAAUUUGUUUUCGAAAAUGUUAAACAAUCAGAAAGUAGCAGUUUCCCCCAUGAAGCACCAACUCCAUCGUCCACUUCUAAUAAUAAUAAUAAUAAUAAUAAUGCAUGGUUUGAGGAUCUAGAAACAUUAUUCACAUCAACAGUAGAUUUCAGAAAUAUUCCUAAUCACAACAAUGCACAAUCCCUGGUGACAAAUUUGAUUAAUUUGGAGUCACACUACGAAGAAUUUGUUGACCCAUCUCCAGAAGAUCAAGACCAAUGGGAGACCAAAAAGAAAUCACUCUCAACAGAAUCCACACCAAUGACUACGAUAGCAACAACCAACACACAGUUACAAGAAGUUACCCAGGACCCUCUUCCAGCUCUUUCCCAUGAAGAAGAGAAUAUCCUACUCAAGCAUUUCUUUAAGAAGCUUUUACCAUUAUUGGAUGGACAUCCAAGUUCACCAUGGCCAGAUUUGGCUUUAAAAUAUUGUGAUUUCAAUGUGGCCAGAAGUUGUUUUAUAUCCUUAGCGUGUAUGCAUAUGUAUGAAUGUCGAGAAGGAGGGGCUGAAUUCUACGAGACAGGAAUCCGACAUAUCAAUAGCACUAUGGGUCACCUAAUUAGUUAUAUCAAUGAAACUAUAUCAAAGAUGAAACUUGAUUAUGAUUCCCAUAAAAUGACUAAAGAAGAAGUUUCCAAAACACAUUCUAGUUCAUUUGUUAUACUUGUGUUGAUUAAUGUAGGUAUCUUGUUUCUGGUGUUGGAAAAGGGUAAAAGUGGGUUGGCUCGCUAUUUCUUCCAAGUAUUUGGAACAAUUUGCCAAGAUAACGGGUUUUAUGAAGAAGUGUUGAUGUCAAAUGAUAAGAAACGAUCACUUUGUGUUGCAUUGAGUUGGUAUGACACGGUAGCUGCCAUUGUGAGUCCAGAUUGCCGAUUGCCUUGCUCGAUGCCCGAGUGGUAUGGUACUGCUAAUGAGUCUAUAUCAACGGCAAAGAUUAUGGGCUGUCCUGGGGAGGUUUUCAUUGCUAUGUCCGAAGUUUGUUUAAUCCGUCACGAAAAACACCAAGGGAAUCUUGACAGUUCCAGUUAUAUCCAACGGUAUACUGAUAUUAAAGAUAAACUAAUACACUACCGUGACUACGUUCCAUUUGCUAGUGAAUCCGGAGAAGAGUCGUAUGUGAACAGAAUGAAAUGUGCUUGCUGCUGGGCAUUGGCGGUGUUGGUGACAUUAAACCGAGUAAUGGACUUUCCAGACUACAAAGAGAUGAACUGCAAAAUUGUCAAUGAGUUUAUUAGCACAUAUGGAACUAUGAAUUCCAAGUCUCCAUUGGUGACACAGAUGGUAUGGCCGGUAUAUGCAAUUGCAUGUGAAUGUCGUACAGAGGAAGAGAAAACAGCCUUGUUGAUCUACAUGGAAACACUAUAUGAAACAGCACAGAUGGGAACAUUGUAUUCGAUGAAAGAGGUUGUGUUGAAUGUGUGGGAACGGGGUUUAACAUCAGAAGAGUAUUUAACUGAAUGGCUUGAUGAUGGAAUUGAUUAUUUGCCUGUGUAA
Molecule: messenger RNA, 1689 nt
Organism: Candida tropicalis MYA-3404
Lineage: Eukaryota; Fungi; Ascomycota; Pichiomycetes; Serinales; Debaryomycetaceae
Exons: 1
Coding region: 1-1689 (562 amino acids)
Source: RefSeq, a predicted model, not a curated record